Molecule: messenger RNA, 2920 nt
Organism: Rhipicephalus microplus (southern cattle tick)
Lineage: Eukaryota; Metazoa; Arthropoda; Arachnida; Ixodida; Ixodidae
Gene: Trap1
Product: TNF receptor associated protein 1
Biological process (GO): protein folding
Molecular function (GO): ATP hydrolysis activity; ATP-dependent protein folding chaperone; ATP binding
Source: RefSeq, a predicted model, not a curated record
UCAUCAUCACCAUCAGAACACCGGUGAAAACACGUGAGGUGCAACUCGUGCGAGUGCAGUGGGGACGUCUAAAACAACAGUCGCUGGCUUUCAGCGGUUUUCAUCGGCAGAUUUUAGCGAUGGUUCUCCGAGGAGUGUGCCUACCACGUGCGCUACUUGCUGCAACGGCCGGCCGUCUGACAGGCGUUGGUGGUGGCGGCUACCGGCAGCGGCGACUGCUGCUGUGCAGCGCAUUGAAUCGCAGCAGCACGACGGGUGCUCGGUUGCGAGAGUGGCGUCCUGUGCUUCAGCGGGCUUACUCAACGCAGCCAGAGUCCAAGGAGCAUUCGAUAAUCAAGAAUGAUGAACGUGGAAGCGGACCAAGUGAAGUUCUGGAGUUCCAGGCAGAGACUCGCAUGUUACUCGAUAUUGUUGCUCGAUCACUGUACUCAGAAAAGGAGGUGUUUAUACGUGAGCUGAUAUCGAAUGCCAGUGAUGCCCUUGAGAAACUGCGUUACGUGCGGCUCACAGAACCAGACUCUCUGUCCACAUGCUCAACCGCAUCACCCCUGGAGAUCCACAUUGCCACUGACAAGUUGGCCAACACAUUCACCAUCCAGGACACGGGAAUUGGCAUGACGCGAGAGGAAAUGGUUACCAAUUUGGGCACCAUAGCAAGAUCAGGCUCGAAAGAAUUCCUCAAGAAGCUGGCUGCAAACGACACCAAUGCAGGGUCCAUCAUUGGCCAGUUUGGCGUUGGAUUUUAUUCGGCGUUCAUGGUUGCCGAACGGGUGGAAGUAUUUUCGCAGUCUUGUUCUGCAGAUGCCAAAGCAGUGCGAUGGAGCUCUGACGGCUCAGGCCGUUACGAAAUCUCGGAGGCUGAGGGUGUGCAGGAAGGCACCAAGAUUGUGCUUCACCUAAAGCCAGAAUAUUCAGACUUUGCUGAUGGAGAGUUUGUCACCAAAGUGAUUGAGAAGUACAGCAAUUUUGUGGGUAGCCCCAUCUACCUCAACGGACAACAAGUCAACACACUGCAGGCACUGUGGCUUCUGGAGCCUCGGGAGGUAACGCAAGCGCAGCACGAUGAGUUUUACCGGUACAUCUCUGGAGCCUUUGAUGUGCCUCGCUUCACAGUGCACUUCAGCACUGAUGUGCCCCUCUCCAUUCGCUGUCUCCUGUACAUACCCGAAGGCAAGCCUGGUCUCUUCGACAUGAGCCGUGAGAACGAUGGCGUGGCCCUCUACUCGCGCAAGGUGCUCAUCAAGCCAAAGGCUGAGAUCCUCCCGAAGUGGCUGCGCUUUGUCAAGGGUAUUGUUGAGAGCGAAGACAUUCCCCUCAACCUGAGUCGAGAGAUACUCCAGGACAGUGCACUCAUACGCAAGAUUCGCUCGGUUAUUGUUAGCCGACUCAUCAAGCAUCUGGCACGCUGUGCUGAGAAGGAACUGGAGAAGUACAGCAGCUUUUACCGGGACUAUGGUGUCUUCCUCAAAGAAGGAAUCUUGGCCACUCAUGAACAGGCAGAGAAGGAGGAGAUUGCCCAGUUGCUCCAGUUUGAGUCUUCCCUUCGGCCAGCUGGUGAAAGGGUCACCCUUUCCGACUACUGUGCGCGCAUGAAGGAGGGCCAGCGUGACAUCUACUACCUAGCUGCCCCAAGCCGUCAGUUGGCAGAGACGUCCCCUUACUUCGAGGCGGUGCGGGCACGAGACGUGGAGGUUCUGUUUUGCCUCGAGCCCUACGACGAGUUGUUGCUGGCACAGCUGCGCCAGUUUGGUCGCAAGAACAUCACCUCGGUCGAGAAGGAGAUGCGCAGGGAUGCCGAGGAGUCUCACCCGGAACCAGCCGAAGUGCAAGGCCUGGCCGAGUGGCUCAAGACAGAGCUGGGGCCCAUGGUACACAAGGUAAAAGUGACACGACGGCUACAAAAACAUCCGUGCCUGGUGUCCGUUGAGGAGAUGGCAGCUGCACGUCACUUCGUGAAAACAUCACUGCAAAGCUUCUCAGAAGAAGAGCGCUACCGCCUCCUUGAGCCUACGCUGGAGAUAAAUCUAGAGCACCCAAUCAUCACAAAACUUUCUGCACUUCGUACAUCAGAACCUGAGCUGGCGAAAAAACUUGCGAGGCAGGUUUUCGGCAAUGCUAUGCUCACAGCUGGUUUAGUGGACGACCCCCGGAAGGUCACCUCAGAGCUAAAUGAUUUGUUGACUGCACUUCUGGAGAAGCUCUGAAAUAAGUGGACACUGAGUAGUAGCGUAACAGCAUUGUAUUAAUAUCAUUUUCUAAGCAUGAACUUCCGACAUGUUUGUGCAUGGAUGUUCUGGAAACGGCUUGAUAGCCCAUCCAAAACAGUCCCAAGUGGCCAUUAGUUGCAAUUUCACCAUGUUUGAUUUCUGUUCGUUUGCUUUGUCAGUCACUUUACGAAAGAUGAAAUGACCAAAGGUAUCUUUUAAGCAAAUUGAUAUCUGCGAUCUCUGAAGCACGUUUUAAUGCAUUGAUAUUUGGGUCAAUGUAUUGCUUCAUUCAUACUAAGCCAUACAAGAUGAGCUCAACGACCACAAACAAGGAAGAUACAUUUUGAAGAAAGCUACAUUAGACGCUGACGUGAAUGAAACUGGUUGAGGAUGUCUAUUCUCUACGACUCUUAUGUAUGCUUGCGACAGGGGAGUAGUGUGAACCAUUCUAGGAGCUACAAUGAUAACGAAGUGGCACAGCUCACUCUAAAUCUAUGUGUUGACUAUAGCUGAUGUUAGAAAUUCCUUGUCAUCUUGGGAUCCUCUUACAAGCUAUUAUUGAAGCAGCAACAAUGCACGGUGAGGAUAGACACUACUCCUAUGUGUACAGGCAGGCAUAUGAGAUUAGGAAAGGAAUCAUGCAUUUUGAAUGUGUUUUCAUGUGCCCAUGGCAGUCAAUUUUAAAUAAAGGUGUUGUCUUUUUCUCCCCCAUA